UGCCUGAAAUCUAUCAACCAAAGAGUCCGGGAUUGAAGUACCCGACCAAACGCGUUUACUUCGCGAUGUUCCUCAGCACUACAAAUUUUGCGACAAUUAUUUAUUAUUAUUAUUAUUAAUAUCCUCAACUUCUAUAAAGAAAGAAAGAAAAACUUUUAGAUACAAACAAAGAAGACGAGGAAAAACAAUCCCACAAAAACCCCCCCACCAUAUGUCUCUUUCUUCUUCUUCUUUUUUUCAACAAAAGCAAACUGCAGUUAUAAUUCAAGGUUUGCUUUUAGAAUUUUUAUGUGGAAAGGAGGGGGUUUGACUUCAACAUGCCGAAGAUUGGAUCUAAUGUGUUGUGUCAAGGGAUUGAAUUGUAUUAGAUCUUGGUGUUGAGAGUAGUAGACGUGUUUAAGAACGAACUAAGAGUGGGAUUUUAUGGGGAAUACUUGUGUUGGUCCGAACAUCGCCAAGAAUGGAUUUUUCCAAUCGGUUUCAGCUGCAAUGUGGCGGUCUCGAUCCCCGGACGACACGGUUUCUGAACCUACUAAUGGAGAAAGUGUCCAUGAUACGGCAUCUAAGGAACCCGAAUCACCUUUGCCAGUUCAAAACAAACCACCAGAACAAGUGACCAUUCCGAAAACGGAAACUGCAAAGGAUGAAUCCCCCAAAACCAAGAAGCCUCCUUAUAUGAAGAGGGUACCAAGUGCAGGACUCCGAGCUGGUUCGGUGUUGCAAACAAAGACCGGAAAUUUUAAGGAGUUUUACAGUUUGGGAAGGAAACUUGGCCAAGGACAAUUUGGGGUGACAUUUUUGUGUGUGGAGAAGGCAACAGGGAAAGAGUACGCCUGCAAAUCGAUUGCGAAGAGGAAGUUGAUAUCCGAUGAGGAUGUGGAGGAUGUGAGAAGGGAGAUUCAGAUAAUGCACCAUUUGGCAGGGCACCCAAAUGUGAUAUCGAUAAAAGGGGCGUACGAGGAUGCCGUAGCAGUUCAAGUUGUUAUGGAGUUAUGUGCAGGUGGUGAGCUGUUUGACCGGAUAAUCCAGCGUGGGCAUUACACGGAAAGAAAGGCAGCUGCUCUUACUAGGACUAUAGUUGGAGUUGUGGAAGCUUGCCAUUCUUUGGGGGUUAUGCAUCGGGAUCUCAAGCCGGAGAAUUUUCUUUUCGUCAAUCAGGAGGAGGAUGCACUUCUCAAAACUAUUGACUUUGGAUUAUCAAUUUUCUUUAAGCCAGGAGAGAAAUUCAGUGAUGUGGUUGGCAGCCCAUAUUAUGUCGCACCAGAAGUUCUACGCAAGCGCUAUGGUCCAGAAGCAGAUGUUUGGAGUGCUGGAGUGAUUCUUUACAUUCUUCUAAGUGGAGUUCCUCCAUUUUGGGCUGAAAACGAGCAAGGGAUAUUUGAGGAGGUCUUGCACGGAGAGCUAGACUUUUCUUCAGACCCAUGGCCUAGUAUUUCUGAAGGUGCCAAAGAUUUAGUAAGGAAAAUGCUUCUUCGAGACCCGAGAAGGCGGAUAUCUGCACAUGAUGUUUUGUGCCACCCCUGGGUUCAAGUUGAUGGUGUGGCUCCAGACAAACCUCUUGAUUCUGCGGUAUUGAGUCGCUUGAAGCAAUUUUCUGCAAUGAACAAGCUCAAGAAAAUGGCCAUUCGAGUAAUUGCAAAGAGCUUAUCUGAAGAAGAAAUUGCUGGACUAAAAGAAAUGUUCAAGAUGAUAGACACGGACAACAGUGGUCAAAUUACUUUUGAGGAACUUAAGGCUGGAUUCAAAAGAUUUGGUGCUAACCUUAAGGAAUCUGAAAUUUAUGAUUUAAUGCAAGCAGCGGAUGUAGAUAACAGUGGAACAAUUGAUUACGGGGAGUUUGUAGCCGCAACACUCCAUUUGAACAAGAUUGAGAGAGAAGAUCAUUUGUUCGCAGCUUUUUCCUACUUUGAUAAAGAUGGAAGCGGCUACAUCACUCAAGAUGAGCUUCAACAAGCGUGCGAGGAGUUUGGCAUAGAGGAUUUCCGCCUUGAAGAAAUGAUGCAAGAAGUUGAUCAGGACAAUGACGGGCGCAUAGAUUAUAACGAGUUUGUGGCCAUGAUGCAAAAAGGAACUAUUGGUGGCAAUGCUAAGAAGGGCUUACAAAGUACUUUCAGCAUUGGUUUUAGAGAGGGCCGCAAAGUGUAGUUUUCAACAUGUAGUGAAAAGGUUCUUGUUUCUUUUUAUCCUCUUUCAAUUUUUUUGCCUGAUUUUUUUCCACAUGCUUCUUGAGUGAUUAAGAUUGUACAGUAACUAAGGAGCUUAAAAUGCUCAUCUAAGAUAUAGCCAGGC
Messenger RNA from Morus notabilis, 2289 nucleotides. Its product is annotated as calcium-dependent protein kinase 1. The transcript has 9 exons. Gene Ontology annotation, molecular function: calcium-dependent protein serine/threonine kinase activity; ATP binding; calcium/calmodulin-dependent protein kinase activity. Gene Ontology annotation, biological process: protein autophosphorylation; intracellular signal transduction; peptidyl-serine phosphorylation. Lineage: Eukaryota; Viridiplantae; Streptophyta; Magnoliopsida; Rosales; Moraceae. Gene Ontology annotation, cellular component: nucleus; cytoplasm. The record is from RefSeq and is a predicted model, not a curated record. Bases 424 to 2145 code for a protein of 573 amino acids.